This is a messenger RNA of Cajanus cajan (pigeon pea), 711 nucleotides long. The record is from RefSeq and is a predicted model, not a curated record. Lineage: Eukaryota; Viridiplantae; Streptophyta; Magnoliopsida; Fabales; Fabaceae.
AUGGUCAAAUACCUCCUCGUCGAUGCCAAUACAUCAUACAACAUUAUCAUAGGAAGACCGACCUUAAACCAACUCGGAGCUAUGGUGUCUACCCUGCAUCUGACGAUGAAGUUCCUGGGAGAGGCGCAACACCGAGAUGACUCCCCCACUAUCGCUCACAUCACUCAAGAGGACAUCACUGACCUGGAUCCGAGGUCGGAAGCCCAUGACAACCGACCGAGUCCAAUCGACAAGCUUGCUGAUUUGCAAAUCGGUAAACUCCCUGGCCAAUGCACCAAGAUAAGCCAACAUUUGAGCACAGAUUUGCGACAACAACUUGUAGCCAAAAUCUCCAAAAAUGUUGACCUCUUUGCAUGGUCCAGCGCUGACAUGCCAGGUAUAGAUCGCAACCUUAUCUGUCACAGAUUUGUAAUUUACAAAGAGAAGAAACUGGUGCCUCAGAGGAAACGAAAGGUCAGUGGUGAGAGACGAGAAACCAUCAUAGCCGAAACACAAAAUCUGAUAAAAGUAGGGUUCAUCCGAGAAGUCCGGUACACCACGUGGCUAGCCAACGUGGUGCUUGUUAAAAAGAACUCAGGGAAGUGGCAUAUGUGCGUCGACUACACUGACCUAAACAAGGCUUGCCCUAAAGAUGCCUACCCCCUACCAAGUAUUGAUAGGUUGGUUGAUGGAGCCUCUGGCCACACCCUCCUUAGCUUUCUGGACGCUUAA